UACUUUUCGAGAAGAACUUGUGAAAUCUGCGCUGCAAAUUGUCGGGAACUAAAUUUCACCGGGCCGUUGUUUCCAGUCGGUGUGUUUUUGUGAACGUACCAGUCUCGCCCAACAAGAAAUUAAACGUAAAGAUAACCAGGUCGGGUCUGGUCAUGGAGUUCGCAGAGCUGAUAAAGACACCCAGGGUGGACGGGGUCGUCCUACAUCGGCCUUUCAUGCCCACCGUGGAGGGGACGCUGUGUUUGACAGGUCAUCACCUGAUUCUGUCCUCCAGGCAGGACAACACAGAGGAGCUGUGGCUGCUCCACUCAAACAUCGACUCAAUAGAGAAGAGAUUUGUGGGCUCUCUGGGAAGCAUUAUUGUCAAGUGCAAAGACUUGAGAGUGAUCCAGCUCGACAUCCCUGGUAUGGAGGAGUGUCUCAACAUUGCCAGCUCUAUCGAGGCUCUGUCCACACUUGACUCAGUCUCCCUGAUGUACCCUUUCUUCUACCGGCCCAUGUUUGAAGUCAUAGAAGAUGGCUGGAAUUCAUUUCUUCCAAAGGACGCCUUUAAAGAUUUGGAGUCCAUGACGGAUGAAUGGCGACUAAGUGACGUCAACAAGGACUUUGGCGUGUGUCCAUCCUACCCCCCUCUGGUGGCAGUGCCCAAAGACGUUGAUGAUGACACACUGAGGAAAGCAGCUACCUUCCGCCACAGUGGCCGCUUUCCAGUACUCAGCUAUUACCACAAGAAAAAUGGCAUGGUGAUGAUGCGAGCAGGGCAGCCUCUGACAGGCACCAACGGGCGACGGUGUAAGGAAGACGAGAAACUGAUCAACGCCACCCUGAGGCCAGGCAAGCGUGGCUACAUCAUCGACACACGCACUAUUAAUGUUGCCCAGCAGGCCAAAGCCCGAGGUGGAGGAUUCGAGUCCGAGGCUAACUACCCCCAGUGGAGGAGGAUCAACAAGGCGAUCGAAAGGUCCAAUGUGCUCCAGGAAAGUCUGAUAAAGCUCGUAGAGGCGUGUAAUGACCAGUCGCACAGUAUGGACCGCUGGUUAAGCAAGUUAGAGGCUUCCAGCUGGCAGACUCAUGUCAAGGAGAUCCUUACCACCGCCUGCCUGGCUGCCCAGUGCAUCGACAGGGAGGGAGCGUCAGUGCUGGUUCACGGUACAGAGGGGACGGACUCCACCCUGCAGGUGACCUCCUUGGCUCAGAUCAUCCUUGAUCCGGCCUGCAGGACCAUCAGAGGCUUCCAGGGACUGGUAGAGCGAGAGUGGCUCCAGGCGGGUCACCCAUUCCGCCAGCGCUGCGCUCAGUCAGCCUACUCCAACAGCAAACCUCGCCAGGAGGCCCCCGUCUUCCUGCUCUUCUUGGACUGCGUGUGGCAGAUCCUUCGCCAGUUUCCGUGCUCCUUUGAAUUCAGCGAGAGCUUCCUGGUGCUGCUCUUCGAACAUGCCUACGCUUCUCAGUUCGGCACCUUCUUGGGCAACAGUACAGCUGAGAGAGCCAAACUGUCUCUGCCUGAGAAGACUGUGUCCCUGUGGUCGUGGGUGAAUCGACCACAAGAACUGGAGCGUCUGUCCAACCCACUGUUUGAGGCCAACAGUCUCGUGAUCUGGCCCUCUGUUGCCCCUCAGAGUCUGCUGCUAUGGGAAGGCGUGUUCCUUCGCUGGAACCGUUCCUCCAGGUGUUUGGACGAGGCCUACGAGGAAAUGGUUCACAUAAUUGAGUACAACAAGGAGCUGCAGAACAAAGUAAACAGCCUGCGCAGGCAGCUGGCCCAGCUGGAAACUGAAGACCCUCUGCUGCAGACGCCAUAGAGAGAGAGGGAGAGAGAGGGAGAGGUAGAGAGAGAGAAAGAAAGAGAGAGAGAGAGGGAGAUUGAAAGAGAGAGAGAGGAAAAAAGGGGGAGUGCUGUCAGUCGAUCCGCUUUUAGGCCUCGAUUAGGUCUAAAUAUUCUUUUCUUGUCUGAAAAGAUAAAAUCCAGUUAUAAUUUUGGAUUUUGUACUUGAUUGUUGUUACGUUUUGGUUUGCUGGACCGAUGAAAAUUGAACUGGAAUGGCCGACCUCUCUUUGACUUUGCAUUCAUGGACUGACAGAGUGCUCUCCCACCUUACAUACAAAACGAAAAAUGUUGACAUUUUAACACUUUGUGUCAUUUAAACAAGGCAGGAGUGAAAGAUUCCGAAACCAAAAAAAAACAGAAGAGAAGACAGCCAGAUAUCUCUCAGAGCACUGAUAAAAGCCAAACACUCGUCACCUCAUAAUAAAAUAACUGGCAACAGUUUGGAUUCCAAAAAUGUGAGAAAUCGCCACUUUUCGUCGUCAUAAAACGUAAAUUUGAUUCCUUGAGUUUUUGGACUGUUGGUGAGAAAUUUAAAUGGGCUAUGUUUGGACAUUCCUGACUGAUGAAUAAAAAAAAGAUAAUCAUCGGAUCAAAUCAGAACUUGCAACCUCACUCUAAUACGCAUGCAGACCUCUGUGUACAGAAACAGCUGCUCAUUUCCUUAAACGAUGCUUCGGCCCGUCGACUGAUUUCACAGUUGCUAAAGCCUCGCCAAACACCCCGCGCCUCACACACACACCUGCUGACUCUCAUUUACAUACACAGAUAUCUAUGAAAUUCGGCGAGUGAUGUGUGGCUGCAGACUUCUAUGAUAUUUCUUUUUCAUGUCUGUGGGCAUUAAUCUUGUUCAGGAGGGAAUGUUGGUUGAUUUACUACAGGGUACACAUUUUCACCAAACAUCCCGCUGAAUGUAUAUGCCACUGAAGCACUGCGGAGUAACUAUGGCAACAUAUAGGGUGCUAUAAGGCAGCAUGUGACUGUGGUGCACGUUGAGAUGAUAUAAUAAGCGUAGGUAGCCUAGGUCAGCACCCGCUGUACUGUACAAUGAGAAGACUGGGAGGCUUAUUUAAUAAGGAUCUGACCAAAAUAUCCUGAUUUGUGUGUGUCUGUGAAAUCAUUACUUGACAUUACAGUAAGCAGCAUCGCAGGAGGCAUGGACAGAGACUUAUUUAACACAGUGUUAUAAAGUGUUCAUCAGCUUGCUUCGUCGGUAGUAUCUUUAUGUUACAAUAGCAAACUAGUCGAAUAUGUUUUGGGUGUAUGAUACAGAAAAAAAGGGGGGUGAUGGGGGUCUUGUUGCCACAGUAACGGAAGCCAUGUUGGUCGUAUGACGGUGAGCAAGACUUGACAGAGUUUAACACAUAGGUUUGUCUUCUUAACAGGUGAAAAUGUUAGUUUGAGAUUAUCGCUUUAAAGACCAAUUUAUAUUUUGGAAAUUAAAGUUAUAUUAUGAUUGUCGUGUUGAAGUACAUAUAUCAAACAAAUCGCUUAUCCUCUGAUUUAUAGUCAAGAAUAGAGAACUAACGCACUUUGUGUGAAAGGCAUAUACGAUAUCAGUCACAUACUCCGCUAAUUGUAAGUCUCACUCGCCCGCUGAAGCCAUAUUAGACAAUAAAUGUAUUCAUAUUCAACUUGAAGACAAGCUAAUAAACUAACUAAUGUAGGUUCAGACUAUCAGGCUUACGUUCAGGUGACAAGGACUGUGUGUUCAGGGGACGCUGACGCCGACCCAACCCAAGUCCAGGACCAGUCGAACCACAUGAAACAUGUUUCUUAAUUGCACUUGUCACUAAGAGCUAGGGGAACACGUGUAGAACAACAUGACCUGAAUUCUCUGAACAUGGUGACAUUACAGCUCGUCUUUCAAUGCUGUCCAUAGGUGAAGGCAGCUUUCCAUUAGAUUAAUAUUAGAAGAGAGCUUCAUGCUGCACUUUAAAAAAGGCCAUUCUGGGGUAAAAAAAAUUGAAUCCACUGUUCAUCCUGGGCCAGUUUUCUUUGUUUCGUCAGUAUGUAAAACAUGCACUUCUCUGCUUGUUUCAGUGUCAUCUUCAAACUUUUUUGCUUCACAGAUGAUGUAAUAACCACACUAAGCUGAACCGAUUACAGUCACUACAUUAACCUGCUUUAUAAAGGGGAUAGGUCGUUAUCGCUGCAGUGUAUACAAUUUUUACUUUUGCCAAAACAAGACGCCGUUCCUGCCGUUGCUUUUGCGCGUGCAUGAAUGGAACAACGAGUCCAAUCAAGGUAACGGCGUGAUUUUCAACUGUACAAACUUCCUACGCUUGCAUUGUGCAUAAUGUCUUUAAUGAUCAUUGCUUCGUCAAAGUCAGCAAAACUCUAAAAAUGAUUAUCAGCACUGUGGACGAAACGCCGCAUUUGUCUGUUGUGCUUAUCAGCUUCGUGCAAUGCCUUACAGCUGAGGAGUUCAAAGUAAACAUUUCAGUUCUUUUAUUUUUUAUGAUCAGAUUGUCUGUAAGAUUAUUAUUGUCCAAAAGAUUGAAUGUUUUUGUUUUUUUUUAAGUUUUCAAGCCAUUAAAAAUUUAAGCACAACA
Molecule: messenger RNA, 4380 nt
Organism: Acanthopagrus latus (yellowfin seabream)
Lineage: Eukaryota; Metazoa; Chordata; Actinopteri; Spariformes; Sparidae
Gene: mtmr9
Product: myotubularin related protein 9
Exons: 11
Coding region: 153-1802 (549 amino acids)
Biological process (GO): negative regulation of autophagy
Source: RefSeq, a predicted model, not a curated record